Rhizopus microsporus ATCC 52813 is the source of this 873-nucleotide messenger RNA. RefSeq lists its product as uncharacterized. The transcript has a single exon. The coding region runs from base 218 to 823 and encodes 201 amino acids. Gene Ontology annotation, molecular function: DNA-binding transcription factor activity. Gene Ontology annotation, biological process: regulation of DNA-templated transcription. The record is from RefSeq and is a predicted model, not a curated record. Lineage: Eukaryota; Fungi; Mucoromycota; Mucoromycetes; Mucorales; Rhizopodaceae.
CAGGAUAAGAAGGAAGUGAAUGGGUGCUGAAAGAGAACAAAGACAGGAGAGAGUUGGCCAAUAAAAAUGUCGAGGCACCUUGUGAUUGAUGUGUACUUGUAUAUGCGUGUGUAUCAUAAGUACUUGUAUUUAAAUAGCAAUCCAUUCUUUUCUUCCUUCUUCUUUUUUUUCUUUCUUUCUUUCUCAUAUUUUAAGACUUUACCUUUUUUUUUUAAACAUGAACAGUAAUAACAUUAAGCUAACUUGGGGUUUAAACGCAAAGGAUUUGGAUGCAUGGCUUGAAAACGACCUGCGGCAUUCUGAUAAAGACAUUCUGAUACGAAGCAUUAUAAAACAACAAGAUAAUAAGGAGCUGCUGAAGGAGCGUAUACAAAAGCUGCUAGUAACCAAUGUUGACUUGAAGAAUAACCCUCCUGAUGCUGUGAUCAAACUACUGUUAUCAUUAAAAACACAACAACAACCUCAACAACACAAGACUAUACCUAUUACACUUCCUUCACUGAAUGAACUACCUUUAAAUAUUAAUCAUCAUAAAAAAUCAACAAAUGAGCCACUAGAUGUCAUCAUCAAGAGACAACGCAAUACCGAUGCUGCGCGUAGAUCAAGAUUAAGAAAGGCAAUCAAGAUGGAGGCACUGGAAAAGAAAGUGCGAGAGUUAAAGACAGAAAACGAGGAACUAAGGAUUAGAGCUGCAGUGCUGGAAUCAAAAGUGCAUCAUAUAUCUGAAAAAGAGCAAAGAAAUAGGCAAAGAGUGCUGGAACUAGAAGCUCAGUUAGCUUCAGUCCAUCAGCAGUUAUUGAAUCAAGUUAAAUGUGAAAAAUAAAACACUUUUUACUUUUUUUAUUACGUGCAGUUGGUGUAAGCUUAUUAUUA